AUGGGUUUCAGUUUGACACACACUACUUCCCCCAAUCUUCAACUCCGAUUCCACUCUCUUCUUCCUCCUUCAUUCAAAUCAAAACCGUUUCUCUCUUUGCAUUCUACAUUUCCACCUAAACGUACCGUUCCAAAACUUCGCGCUCAAUCCGAAAAUGGAGCUCUUCUGCAAGCUCCUGAGGAGAAGCUCGAUGCUUCCAAUUACGGAAGACAGUACUUCCCUCUCGCCGCUGUUAUAGGCCAAGAUGCUAUUAAAACUGCUCUUUUACUUGGGGCUACUGACCCUAGGAUCGGAGGGAUUGCUAUAUCAGGAAGACGAGGAACUGCUAAAACAAUAAUGGCGCGUGGAAUGCAUGCAAUUCUUCCGCCUAUCGAAGUAGUACAAGGUUCCAUAGCCAAUGCAGAUCCCUCGUGCCCUGAAGAGUGGGAAGAUGGUCUUUACAAACGCGUGGAAUAUGAUUCUGAUGGAAAUGUUAAAACUCAUAUCAUCAAGUCUCCCUUUGUUCAGAUUCCUCUUGGAGUCACAGAGGACAGACUCAUUGGAUCAGUUGAUGUUGAGGAGUCUGUGAAGACAGGCACGACUGUUUUCCAACCAGGCCUACUCGCUGAAGCUCAUAGAGGUGUUUUAUAUGUUGAUGAAAUUAAUCUUUUGGACGAGGGUAUCAGUAAUUUGCUCCUUAAUGUACUGACUGAAGGAGUAAAUAUUGUUGAAAGAGAGGGAAUCAGCUUUAGGCACCCAUGCAGGCCCCUGCUGAUUGCUACCUAUAACCCUGACGAAGGUUCUGUUCGUGAACAUCUGCUAGACCGCAUUGCAAUUAAUUUGAGUGCAGAUCUUCCAAUGAGUUUUGAAAACCGUGUUGAAGCUGUUGGAAUUGCAACAGAGUUUCAGGAUAACUGUAGCCAAGUAUUUAAAAUGGUCGAUGAGGAUACAGACAAUGCAAAGACACAGAUCAUCUUGGCUAGAGAGUAUCUCAAGGAUGUUACUAUUAGCAAAGAACAAUUGAAGUACCUGGUUAUUGAGGCUUUACGAGGUGGUGUCCAGGGACACAGAGCUGAGCUGUAUGCUGCUCGUGUUGCCAAGUGCUUAGCUGCUCUGGAGGGACGUGAAAAGGUUUAUGUAGAUGACCUUAAAAAAGCCGUAGAAUUGGUCAUUCUUCCCCGGUCAAUCGUUACUGAUACUCCACCCGAGCAACAAAAUCAGCCGCCGCCUCCUCCACCGCCUCCACAAAACCAAGAAUCUAAUGAAGAACAGAAUGAAGAAGAAGAACAAGAAGAAGAAGACGAAGAGGAUGACAAUGAUGAAGAGAAUGAACAACAGCAAGACCAAUUACCUGAAGAAUUUAUCUUUGAUGCUGAAGGGGGUUUGGUGGAUGAGAAACUUCUCUUCUUUGCCCAACAAGCACAGAGACGCCGUGGGAAGGCUGGAAGGGCAAAAAAUGUCAUAUUUUCAGAGGACAGAGGCCGAUACAUCAAGCCAAUGCUUCCAAAGGGUCCUGUAAAGAGAUUAGCAGUUGAUGCAACCCUUAGAGCCGCUGCACCUUAUCAAAAGUUGCGAAGGGAAAAGGACACUGAAAACCGUAGAAAAGUAUAUGUUGAAAAAACUGACAUGAGGGCAAAGAGAAUGGCGCGUAAAGCAGGAGCAUUGGUCAUAUUUGUGGUUGAUGCCAGUGGAAGCAUGGCGUUGAACAGAAUGCAGAAUGCAAAAGGUGCAGCACUUAAGCUUCUGGCAGACAGUUAUACAAGCAGGGAUCAGGUAUCUAUUAUUCCAUUCCGUGGAGAUUCUGCUGAAGUUCUCCUGCCACCUUCUAGAUCAAUUGCAAUGGCAAGGAAACGUCUUGAAAGACUGCCAUGUGGUGGAGGGUCGCCCCUUGCACAUGGUCUUACCACAGCUGUUAGGGUUGGAUUAAAUGCUGAGAAAAGUGGCGAUGUUGGACGUAUAAUGAUUGUUGCAAUCACUGAUGGUCGAGCCAACAUAUCAUUGAAAAGGUCAAAUGACCCUGAAGCUGCUGCUGCCAGUGAUGCUCCUAAACCUACAUCGCAAGAAUUGAAGGAUGAAAUUAUUGAGGUAGCUGCAAAGAUAUAUAAAGCAGGAAUGUCUCUUCUUGUCAUCGACACUGAAAACAAGUUUGUCUCAACGGGUUUUGCUAAAGAGAUUGCUAGAGUUGCUCAAGGGAAGUAUUAUUAUUUACCAAAUGCCUCAGACGCAGUUGUCUCGUUGGCAACAAGGGAAGCUUUAGCAGCUCUGAAGAGUUCAUGA
This is a messenger RNA of Lathyrus sativus (Indian pea), 2256 nucleotides long. Lineage: Eukaryota; Viridiplantae; Streptophyta; Magnoliopsida; Fabales; Fabaceae. The record is from the annotation of a GenBank genome assembly.